Molecule: messenger RNA, 537 nt
Organism: Alternaria ventricosa
Lineage: Eukaryota; Fungi; Ascomycota; Dothideomycetes; Pleosporales; Pleosporaceae
Exons: 2
Coding region: 1-537 (178 amino acids)
Source: RefSeq, a predicted model, not a curated record
AUGGAUAUGCACAUCGUUGCCUCUGCUCUCGCUCAAUAUCUAACACGAAUGUACGAAGCAGAAGGCAUGCCACUCGAGAAGCCCAUCAGAAUCGUUGCGCAAGAUCCCGCUUACACCGUCCGCGAUCGCCAGAUUCUUUCUGAGUUGCCUGUACCGAUCGAGGUAGUGACUGAUCCUCAAGGUUUCUUGGCCAUCGACGAAUCUUCGCUUGUAUACUCAGCCUUCGCGAUGGUUCCAACCAAACAGAUAGUUGCUGAUCUUGCAGCCGCCGCACCAGAUGGCAAAGGCCCUGCCGCUCUGUUCGUCAACAGUGACUUCAGAGAUAAGAUUUACGGCAACGUCGACCGUGCCGUAUACAAACGAGAUGAUCCGCGGCGCUUCGUAGACCCGGAGACGAAGCGUUAUUUGACGAUGCUCGAGUCUUAUACGCGGGUCAUGGAUGGGCAAAAGCUGAUUGGGAUGUUCUAUCUCGAUACGUUCCCUAUGGAUGCCUACUACUGGUUCACGGGUAUGGAUAUGUGGGCACGAGGAGAGUAG